CAGCGUGAAGAAGUCAUGGACCUGGCAGCAUUGAUGGCGAUCCCGUUUCUGAUGACUACUUCGAACGUAGGCAAGAGUAAGAAUAAAACCAAGCCAAAACGUCUUUGGCGGCCGUCUAAGCAGGAGGUGUUGGAGGGAUUUAUCAUCCAUGUGAAAUGUGCGGCGCACAUAGAAGACACCAUCGCACGUAGAGCGGAAAAACUGCGCGAAAUGGAAUUAACGUUACAGCCGUCUAUAGUAAUUGUAGGACCUUCUAUCAAGGAAAUAUCAGGCAGGUACAUAAUUGUAAAUAAUGUUCGUUACGAAGUGACAUCGAUCAUAAAUGCAGUUGAUGCGUGUUUUAAAAUAAUAUUUGUUCUUAACGCACAAUAUCCUGCGGAGUCUAAUAACGUUUGGCAAUUUAUCCAAACCGCACUUUACCAAAUAAAAACAAAAUAUGACAAAAUUUACACGACAGUGAACACACUUAUGACAGAUUUAAAUAUUCAACAGGGAGAGUGAGUUAAACUAAUUGAUUUGUUACCUUUGUACCCAAUAAUUAGAUUACCUAGGUCCUGAAAAAAUGCCUAAGUGUUUUUUAUGCUUCAAGAUUUGUGAUUGUAUAAAAGAAUUAUUUAAACAUUUUUCCUUAAUGCAUGGAACACAUAAUUUUUCAUUAUAUCCUUGUGUAGAAGAUGGCUGUAAUCGAACUUUUCACUUAAAAAAUACUUAUAAGAAACAUAUAACACGCGAUCAUAUUAAUAUGCAGAGUGAUACUUGUAAUGCUUCUACUGACCAAAUAUCAAAUAUUGUUAUCCCUUGCUCGUCAGAAAGACAUCGGCCUUCUAAUAUUGCAAAUCCACAUCCAUCCAAUUCAAAUAAUUAUACAUUGCCAAUGUUUUUAUCAUCGCUGUAUGCAAACCCAUUAAUACCUAAAACGGCAGUUCAAGAUGUAGUAGAUGGAAUGAACAUGUACUUAUGCGAUACUUUAUCCAGUAAUUUAGAAAAUAUUUUUAGAGAAGUAACAACAUCCCCAGAACAAGAUAAAAAAAUUAUGUCUUUGAAACAGAAGGUUUUGUCUGCUGUUCAAUCUCCUAUUAAGUCACUCGAUACUGAAUAUAAACGUCUGGAAUAUUUAAAAGGAGAAGGAACUUACAUACCCCCGAAAGAAAUAGUUAUCGGGCAAACAAUGUGUAGUGUUAAAAAGCGUGGUGUAGUAAC
Leguminivora glycinivorella is the source of this 1200-nucleotide messenger RNA. RefSeq lists its product as uncharacterized. Bases 16 to 501 code for a protein of 161 amino acids. Lineage: Eukaryota; Metazoa; Arthropoda; Insecta; Lepidoptera; Tortricidae. The transcript is spliced from 2 exons. The record is from RefSeq and is a predicted model, not a curated record.